AUGACACGUAAGCCCAAGGGUUAUUAUUACUCCCAGGCUGGUCCCAACCACUGCUGGAUCUGUGGCCAUUCCCUCGAGGCCCGCCAUUAUGUGCGAAUCGGAAAGCCUCCCCCGCUCGUGCGUGAAAAGCAGGAAUGGGAGCAAAUGUGGAAAGAGCGACGUCAAUCCAGAAAGACGGAGAAAAGAGUGUUUGCCAUUGAUAUGUCGGCAUCCGAGCUGUCGAGGGCUUUCCGGGUGCCAGGACGCUGGAACACCCUGUUCAGAAUGAUUCUCGAAAGACCAGGUCAACCGUAUAAACUCUCCGGCAUAGGAGAUAUGGUUGGUGCACGAGUCUCAUGCCUACUGCUUGUCCCUCCCGACUCGGAGAUGGCAUAUAUCGGGGCACCGGCGUACAAGAAAAACAAGUAUAUCACGGUAUCUCCCAUGCGACAUCCGUUGGCCCGGUGGAGGCGUAAGCGAGAAAAAGAAGAAGAAGAAAACAUAGUGAAGGGAUACGCGGUUCAUUCCCGAUGCUGGACGCUUCUCGAACGACAGCUUGGCUCUGAGCGAAUGCAGCAUCUGGAUCUAGUGAUUGCUGCACUGAAAGAAUACUGGAAGACGGGAAGACGCCCCAAUCUGUAUUCAACUGCAAUGUGCCCCUGUUACGACCCGGUGCAUAUCCCUGUGGUGGAUAAGAUGAUGCGAACCAGUGUGAAGACGACGGGGUCGUCGAUCGGCUUUGCCUACCUUUCCACUCAGUUUGGCCUUCCGCUGGAGAUCAAAUAUAUGGUUAUUGAAUAUCUGGACGUCGUCAGCGUCCGAAACAUGCUGUGGGCGUUUAAUGAGGUUCUUCCAGCCUCAUACUGGCUGGCGAUGAUGCCGACAGAUCUUCUCUUUGAAAUCCGGGACAAGGAGGACGCAGCGCCCGGGACAGUCAACUGGGCAUCAAUUGCGGUGCUUGUGAUCCAUAGGAAGGUCCUGGAAAAGUGGCAGGUCUCACUCCAGUUAAAGAAUAGACAACGGAUCUUUCAUAUCCUCCAAGAGGUGGAGAGAAACUUGACAACUGACACUUCUAAGACAUAA
Penicilliopsis zonata CBS 506.65 is the source of this 1062-nucleotide messenger RNA. RefSeq lists its product as hypothetical. The record is from RefSeq and is a predicted model, not a curated record. The transcript is spliced from 3 exons. Lineage: Eukaryota; Fungi; Ascomycota; Eurotiomycetes; Eurotiales; Aspergillaceae. Bases 1 to 1062 code for a protein of 353 amino acids.